Molecule: messenger RNA, 548 nt
Organism: Plectropomus leopardus (leopard coralgrouper)
Lineage: Eukaryota; Metazoa; Chordata; Actinopteri; Perciformes; Serranidae
Product: gamma-crystallin M2-like
Biological process (GO): visual perception; lens development in camera-type eye
Molecular function (GO): structural constituent of eye lens
Source: RefSeq, a predicted model, not a curated record
AUGGGGAAAAUCUUCUUCUUUGAGGACAGGAACUUCAAGGGUCGCUACUAUGAAUGCAGCAGUGACUGUCCUGAGCUCAGCUCCCACUUCCAGCGCUGCAACUCCAUCCGGGUGGAGAGCGGCGCCUGGGUCGUCUAUGAGAGACCCCAGUACAUGGGCUACCAGUACAUCCUCAUGAGAGGGGAGUACCCCAGCUACCAGAGCUGGAAUGGCUUCAACGACACCAUCCGCUCCUGUCGGAUCAUCACACAUCUCUCCGACAUGUCUAGGAUGCGCAUCUAUGAACGUCCAGACUUCAAAGGCCAGAUGCUGGACUUCAGCGACGACAUGCCCAACCUGAUGGACCGCUGGCGUUACCGUGACGUUCACUCGGCUCACGUCCAGGAUGGCGCCUGGGUUUUCUAUGAGCAUCCAAACUACAGGGGACGCCAGUACCUGCUGGAGAAGGGCGAGUACAGACGGCACGCAGAGUGGGGGGCCCUUCACCCGUCUGUGGGCUCCAUUAGACGUGUUCUGGACACCUAAAGCGUAUCACUUCCUGUUUUUCA